AUGAAAAUAUUCACUGAAAGCCAAACAAAAAAGGUGAAUGUUGUGGAAGAUGUGCAACCCAUGUCAAAUGAGGAAUACGAAGAAGCAAAUUAUGUCAACAAUCCUCAAGGAAGAUAUCAAAAACAACCCUACCAAGGUUCUGGACAACAACAUCAAUGGAGGUCUAACCCGCAAGGACAAGGCAACCAACAGUGGCAAAAAGACCAAGGUAGUUCAAAUCAAGAAAAUUGGAGUAACAACAUCAUCAAUUUUUCAAAUUGGAGUUCAAACCGCUAUGUUCCACCAAAGGGGCAAUAUUCUAACUCUCCAUAUUGGAAGGAAAGUUCUUCAAGUGAGUCCACGUUGGAAAACAUGCUUGAAAGAGUAUUGCAAAAUCAAGAGAGAUCCGACACUUCAAUGAAGAAUAUGACUGUGCUUGUGGGUUCUCACACCGCAUCUAUUCAAAAGUUGGAGAUGCAGAUGAUGGAUCUAUCAAGAGAUCAAAAAUCCGAAGCAAAAAGUGGGAAACUACUUCAAGGAGAGAAUGAACAAGUGGUUGAAGUGGAAGAUUUUGAACAAGAAGUCGAGGCACAAGUUGAGGUGCCAAAUGUUAUUGAAGUUGAAAGACUCCCGAAGAAGAACAUUCCAUUUGUGAAAGCAUUUCAAGAGAUGCCGGGCUUUGCUAAGUACUUGAAGGACUUUAUCACUAAAAAUAAAACCACCAAGAAUGAAGUGGUGAAUAUGACUCCCGGCAACAACUUAAUGCCCCUUCCUAUUUACAAGCAAGCGAGAUUAGGUAUGCUUAGGCCUACAAGUAUGGGGUUGCAAAUGGCCGACCGUUCAAUAAAGCGGCCGGUGGGUAUAGUUGAUGAUGUGCUUGUGAAAGUGGGGAAGUUUCUCCUCCUUGCUGACAUUGUUAUUCUCGAUUGUGCUAUUGAUAAAGAGAUCCCUAUCAUCUUGGGGAGACCUUUCCUUGCUACCGAUAGGGUAGAGGAUGUAGUCGAGGUAAAGAUGGAAGAGGAAUGCCUUGGUGAGGCAUUGGCGGCUAUUUUGGUAAAUUUUGAUGGUGAGGGCAUGGAAAGAUACGUGGAAUUGGUGAAUGCAUUGGAAGGGAUUGGGUCCUACACUUAUGCAGUGAAGAAGCUUUCUCUUGACUUAGAGAAUAGAGUCACUCCUCCCGCUAAGCCUUCAAUUAUUGAGCCACCACAAUUUGAGCUCAAGCCACUUCCACCGCACUUAAGGUAUAAAUUUCUUGGAUCUAAUGAAACUCUACCCAUAAUUGUUUCUUCUUUGUUGAAUGAUGUGCAGGUUGAACACUUAUUGGAUACCUUGAGGGAGCACCGACAAGCCAUUGGUUGGACUAUAGUGGAUAUCCGAGGGAUUUCCGCCGGAAUUUGUGAGCACAAGAUAUAA
Messenger RNA from Nicotiana tabacum (common tobacco), 1392 nucleotides. The record is from RefSeq and is a predicted model, not a curated record. Lineage: Eukaryota; Viridiplantae; Streptophyta; Magnoliopsida; Solanales; Solanaceae.